GGUAUCUACUAUCUGAUCAAGUAAAAAAAAAAAAGACACAUUUUUCUACAAAAAUUGUUAAAUUUGUAAAUAAUUUUAACUGGAGAGCGUAUAUAAUAGUAUAAUUGUUUACCGCAAUAGUAUAUUGUAAUAAGUUAAUAUUUUUUCUGUAUCAUUUUUAAUACUUAUAUCAACAAAAUUUGGCAUAUUUUAGUAUGAAUAAUUUGCGUAGAUUGUUUUUGUCAAAUAAGUGUCCUUUAACCUAUGGAAUAAAACGAUACUCGAACCGCGAAAAUGCUCUCACGGAAAAUGAGAAGACAAAACUUUAUGAAAGAUUGAUGGGCUCAAGACACAAUGAGAAAAAAACCGAAGUGAGCUCAUUCAGGUCUUGGCUUGUGCCGGGUGACGACUAUGGUCCACCGAGAUUACUAAAUUAUGACUGGACUAUGAAAACUAUAGCUAAAUGGUAUUAUCGUAAAACUAUUGAAUUUCAAAAAUACAGCCAACGGUAUAUACCUGACCGUGUCAAGGCUCUAGGCUCUGACAUAGCCAUAGCUCAUUACAUUGUUUAUCGUGGUGGUGCAGUUAAGUUUCGUGAUCACGAUGACUUUAUUCGAUGGGAAAAUAAAAAAGAUGAUUACUUUGUUAAUUUGCCACAAACAUACGAAUCAAAUUAUUUUGUUGAAGCUGUUGACGCUUCGGACAUGGUUAUUUACUAUGAAGGAUUAGAAAAUUUCAAAAACUUAUACAAAUUGAAAUGGUUAAGUUUCAAAAACAACCCGGUACUAGACGACUGGGGUUUAGACUACAUUGGAAGUACAAUACCGAAUUUGGAAUAUUUAGAUAUAACUAAUUGUAAACAAAUAACAGCCAACGGAAUUUGUGGUCUUCAUAAGUCAACUCAAUUAAAACAAUUAGUUGUAAAUAAUGAAGAUAUAGAGUUUCAAAUGGCAUGUUUUGCUUUAGAAGACAUCAUACCUGGAUUAUCUGUUUCAACUCCUUCAAUUGAAAAUGAAAAUACGCAAAAAGAAAACUUAGAAAAAGUAUAAGAUUUACUUUAUAUUUGUUUAAGAUAAAACAAACUAUGUUUUGUUAAAUUUUGAUACAAUUUGUUUUUGUUACGGUUUUUUUUAGUGUAUUAAUUGAAUAAACUAAAGAAGAUCUA
This is a messenger RNA of Adelges cooleyi (spruce gall adelgid), 1144 nucleotides long. RefSeq names its product distal membrane-arm assembly complex protein 2. The record is from RefSeq and is a predicted model, not a curated record. The coding region runs from base 195 to 1028 and encodes 277 amino acids. Lineage: Eukaryota; Metazoa; Arthropoda; Insecta; Hemiptera; Adelgidae. The transcript has a single exon.